Messenger RNA from Schistocerca piceifrons (Central American locust), 1565 nucleotides. RefSeq lists its product as uncharacterized. Gene Ontology annotation, cellular component: neuron projection membrane. The transcript has 10 exons. Bases 1 to 1227 code for a protein of 408 amino acids. Gene Ontology annotation, biological process: synapse organization. The record is from RefSeq and is a predicted model, not a curated record. NCBI's taxonomy places the organism in Eukaryota, Metazoa, Arthropoda, Insecta, Orthoptera, Acrididae.
AUGCGCAGACCCUUCUGGCGGCCCAUCGCCGAAAACGGGCUGCGCGCACUCUUAUUUACGGACGACGCUCUUGGACUUCGAGCAACCAGAGAAGUAGUCGACAGAACUUACUCGUUCUCUGCGACACUGUUAGCAGAUGAAAUGAUUAUUUCACUUCAAGGCUGGUUGGCGCGCUGUACGUGGAUGCGGGCUGCCAACGCCGCCGCUGGCCGGAGGUGCGGUGCCGGGCUGACCUGCCUCUGCACACUGCUGCUGCUCGCCGGGGACCUUCCGCAGGCAGGGCAGAGUGCCUACAUCAACCUGACGGCACUUGGCAGGUCCGCGUCCAUUCCGCUGUCCAUGGAUGACGACUCGCCCUACCUGAGAGAUCUCUACUGGCCACUUAACGACUCGUGGCAGCUCGCUGGCUUCGAUGGCGCAGAGGAUGGACACCUCAUCGGUGACUUCCUGGGCGAGUUCCACUCGACACCACGGCCUCUGCUGAGACAGCCCUCCGGUCCUCCGGAGCCGGAGUUCGACUCCGGGCUGGUGACAAACGUGACGGCGCAGCUGGGAGCCACGGCCUACCUGCACUGCCGCGUCAAGAACCUGGGUGAGCACGCGGUCUCGUGGGUGAGGAGGCGAGACUGGCACAUCCUGUCCUCGGGACUCUACACGUACACCAACGACGACCGCUUCCAGGUAACCAGCUUCAACAACCGAGAAGACUGGACGCUGCAGAUACAAUACGUCCAGAAGAGGGACAACGGCACUUACGAAUGUCAGGUGGCGACGGACAACGGCCUGAUGUCGCACUACUUCAACCUACAUGUGACGGUGCCAACAGCGUUCAUCCUGGGUAACGGGGAGUACCACAUCGGGGAGGGUAGCACCAUCUCUCUCGUCUGCAUAAUCGAAAAUAGCGAGACGGCGCCGCGGCCGGUGCUGUGGUGGCACAACGAGCGGCCGCUCGACCAGAGCGGCGUGGCCGGCGUGUCGGUGAUGACGGAGCCGGGCCCGCGCACGCACUCGCGGCUCGUCGUGUCGCACGCGACGCGCGCCCACUCCGGCAACUACACGUGCGCCGCGCCCGACACCCAGCCCGACACCAUCAACGUGUACGUCUCGCAAGGUGACAACACAGCAGCCAUACAGAAGCAAGAAGCAUCCUCCGGGUUUCAUCCGUCGCCGGUUAGGCAUCUUGCCGCUAGUAUAAUAAUUGCCAUCUUGAGGGAACUUAGUCGAUGACGCCAAUUCACGACAGUGCAAGCCCUCGUAGCAUCGGAGGUGCUGGCCACAGUUUGGGAGGGCUGUUGUCACUAAAUCUGUGAACGUGAUCUGAGUGCGUCCUUCCACCAAUCAUCCCACCACAAAUAAACCACUGGAAAUGUGUGGUGGAUUUUUGAACUACCAUCGGACAGAGCGGCGAUAAUAUUCGAGUAAAUCACUGGCUGGAGAACCUCAACAUAUUCCUAAAGAGGGAGAAGAGACGUCUUUGAGAAGUGCAUUCAGCGAAACUAGUUUGGAUUGGAUGGCUGUUUUUCCACGUUCAUUACUUCACGUCUGGAUGCAGUAUUACAGCGACA